AGUUCUUUACAUUAAUAUAUGUAAUAGAAUUACUUGCAAAAUGUCUAUGGAGUCCAUUUCUCAAUUACGUAACCAAGUGAAGCCUUUUCUGGCAGCAAUUCUGCUACAAUUUGGCUAUGCAGGACUAUCCAUUAUUACCAAGUUUGCUUUAAACCAGGGAAUGAGCCAACAUGUAUUGGUAGUUUACCGGCACGCCGUUGCCACUGCCGUCGUUGCUCCUUUUGCUAUUGUCUUGGACAGGAAAGUAAGGACAAAGUUGACCUUCUCUCUCUUUGCUAAGAUUGUGUUGCUCGGCUUAUUGGAACCUGUAAUAGACCAGAACUUGUUCUAUACCGGGAUGAAGUAUACUACAGCGACUUUUACAUCUGCUAUGUGCAAUGUUCUUCCUGCCUUUGCAUUUUUAAUGGCUUGGGCUUGUGGGCUUGAGAAAGUGUAUAUUAAGAGACUGCAUAGCCAGGCAAAGGUGUUGGGGACUAUAGUGACAGUUGGGGGGGCAAUGUUUAUGACUCUGGUUAAAGGAACUAUGUUGAAUUUACCCUGGACAAAUCUGGGAAAUGCUCAUGAAACAUCUACAAGUUCUGUAAACAAGCAAGAUCCCAUCAGAGGUGCUCUCAUGAUUAUAUCAGGCUGUGCCUGCUGGUCUGGUUUCAUCAUUCUUCAAGCAAUUACCCUGAAAUCAUAUCCGGCAGAGCUUUCCUUGACAGCUUUGAUAUGCUUGAUGGGCACUCUUGAAAGUAGUAUACUGGCCCUUGUAAUGGAACGGGGCAACCCCUCGGCGUGGUCAAUUCACUUGGAUGUUAAGCUCUUAGCUUGUGUAUACAGUGGCGUGGUAUGUUCAGGAUUUGCUUAUUACAUUCAAGCAGUGAUAAUGAAGGAAAGAGGACCUGUUUUUGUGACUGCUUUUAGUCCCCUAACCAUGAUUCUAGUUGCAAUUAUGGGAUCAUUCAUUCUAUCCGAAACAUUAUACUUGGGAAGGGUUAUUGGAGCAGUCGUCAUUGUUGUUGGCCUGUAUCUGGUUUUAUGGGGCAAGAGCAAGGAUCAAGACCAAAUUACCAUGUCAGAGAGCAAUAAGGUACUACCAACAACCCAAAAUGCGGCUAUCAUGGAAGAGAGCAUAAAGACUACUACUUCAAAUCAAGAAUUUGUGGCAAUCGAUGGAUCUAAACUCUAAAGUUCUGUUUUCACAUGACUUCCAGUACUAACGUACCUCUGCAGCUCGUGUGUGUGUGUGCGCGCAUAUAUAUAGCAUUAAUAACUUAAUACGUACGUGCUUGAUCAGCCAUUAGGCAUGAAAUGGGUAUGUCCGUUUCUGCAGACCCAAAAACGUAGGAUUGCUCAUGUACACAGCCGGUCGAUCGUGUUUUAGAACUAUAUAUGCAUGCAUGUGAGGAACAGUACAAGCUAGCUUGCUACUUAUCGAUCUAUAAACUGAGUUAUUCUGUGAGAA
This is a messenger RNA of Juglans regia (Persian walnut), 1447 nucleotides long. RefSeq names its product WAT1-related protein At2g39510-like. The coding region runs from base 41 to 1171 and encodes 376 amino acids. The transcript is spliced from 7 exons. NCBI's taxonomy places the organism in Eukaryota, Viridiplantae, Streptophyta, Magnoliopsida, Fagales, Juglandaceae. The record is from RefSeq and is a predicted model, not a curated record. Gene Ontology annotation, cellular component: plasma membrane. Gene Ontology annotation, molecular function: transmembrane transporter activity.